CUGCUAGCUUUUAAUGAUCAUUUGUUACAGAACCUUUAGAGAGAGGAGUCUCUCGCGGUGUAGCCGUUCCUGCAUAUCGGGUUCAUAGAGCUGGUUCGAGGCCGCUAGUUGCUGAAUCUCACCUUUUGCGACUCCUAAAGUCUUGUCUAGACUUGUUUUGAUUUUAAUAUUCACAUGAAAAAAAGAGGAGCCUUCCUUCAAAUGCCAUUUUAGAGAAAGUCAUCCAACGCUACCAGGCUCACAAAGAUGCAGACGCUGCAGUUAAUGAGCAUACAAGCGGGACUGAGAAGCAGCUGCCAGCAUGGAGGACUCCUGAUGCUGGUUCCGACUUGCUGCUGAGUGUCCAGAGGCAUGUGGAAGCGAAGACUGUGGUGCAGCUGGAUCUAACACAAGUCACGCAACUAGUCAGGAACCUGGAGUCCUUGCUCAGGGAAGCCCAAGUUCGAAAGACGGAGCUAAUGAUUCAAUCUGUUACGGGCUUUCAGCAGCAGGAGAUACCUCUUCCUCCAGAAAACCUGCUGAUGGAAAACGAGCUCUCAUCCAUAGCCAACCAGCAGAACCAGAGCCAGAAUCAGCAGCAUGAGCAGGAUCUGGAUGACAUUCCUAAUCCCAACCAGCAGCAGCAGCAAUUUCUCCUGAUGGGCAUGCACCUAAACAACCGCAACAAUGGCGGAGUUGGAGAUUCCAGUGUCAUCCCAAUCCACCAGUUGCAGCAUCAUCAACAAAACCAGCCUUUCCUCAUGGGUAUGAAUCUGAACCACCACAACAUCCCUACAACAGAUGAUAACAACAAUAUCAGCAAUGGUGGUGCUGGAUCUGGUCCUUCUGCUGCUGCCUCUCUGCUCCAGAGGGAUGCCUUCCAAAAGGACAUCCUUCAUUUCUUCUGACCAGACCCAGAAAGAAACUGCAUGCAGAGAAAGAAGCAUGCAUCCACCAUCAUAAAGACAAUGAUGCCUGUUUGUACUAGUUUCCCUAAUAGUUUCUGAGUUUUGUGAUUUUAGCUCCAGCCGCCCUGAGUGUUUUUACUAGUAAAUAAAAUGAGGAAAGAAAAAAGCGCGUAGAAAAAGGAGGAAAGAUAGCAGCGGUAGCUGCUUGCUGCCACUUCUAGAUGAUAUAAGUAUUACAUGUGUUGUGUAAAAAGGUCUGCCACCCUGGCAUGACAUUGCCACGUCGCCGGUCUGAAAAAGUACUGCUUGGUACUGUGGGCUAUCACCUGUAAUUAAUUACGUAGUCUUAAAAUAUUUGUAUAAUGUAAGUGGUAAUGUAAUAUGUAUGCCAACGAAGUGAUGUAUUUUUUCGCCAGCCAAUUUUACUAUCAGGUUCUUGAA
Molecule: messenger RNA, 1328 nt
Organism: Linum tenue
Lineage: Eukaryota; Viridiplantae; Streptophyta; Magnoliopsida; Malpighiales; Linaceae
Source: the annotation of a GenBank genome assembly